Schistocerca serialis cubense is the source of this 1131-nucleotide messenger RNA. RefSeq lists its product as uncharacterized. The record is from RefSeq and is a predicted model, not a curated record. NCBI's taxonomy places the organism in Eukaryota, Metazoa, Arthropoda, Insecta, Orthoptera, Acrididae. The transcript is spliced from 5 exons. The coding region runs from base 1 to 918 and encodes 305 amino acids.
AUGGUGACGACGGUAAACAGUUGGUGGCGGGAGAUGGCAACGGAAGUUGCAGCUGCGGCUAGCGUUCGGCGCCUGCGCGAUAGAUGCUGCGUGCUCAGCGAACUCCUGCGUCGCAACGUGGAGGUGGUGGUGCGCGAGGCGCGCGACGUGCUGGCGCUGGAGGAGGACUACGUGCGGCUGCAGGGCGGCUACGUGCGGCUGCUGUGGCGCGUGGGGCGCGCCCUGUGCCGCCUGCUGGCGGGCGACGCGCGGGCCGCCGACGUCGCCUCCGACGUGCUGGGCGCCUGGCUGCGCGCAGAGGACGCCACGCGCCGCGACAUGGCCCGCAUGAGGCUCUUCAGCCGCAGCGCGCGCGGCAUCACGGUUUCGUUGCUGGUGAAGAGAGCUGACCAAACUGCCGCACGUGUCUCAGUAGCUUUGCCUGACACAAAGCCACACAAGCGUUGCUCGAAGAGGGUGGCGUCGCUUCACGAACAGUGUCAGGCGACCGUUGUCGAUGCGAGGAGCGCCCUGCAGCUGUGCGUGUGCCCGGUGUGCGGUGCAGAUGGCGCGGACUCGCUGUCGGCGCUGUACUGCGGCGGCCCUCUGUGGACGCGCUUGACGGCCGAGGUGUGCCACCACCGCUGCCGGCCGCAGCGCCUGGCCCAGCUGCUGUCCGCGCUGCCACGCAGCCUCAAACUCAGCCUCAACCUCGAGCCGGACUCUGACCUCGACCUCAACUUGGACCAGCAGCUGGACCGCGAGCUGGGGCUGCGUCUGGCGGGUGCCACCAAGGCUGGGCUGGAGGCCCGUGGCACCAAGAGGGAGGCCUCCCCCACCAAGAAUCCAUUAAUAGGAAUGCUGGAAGAUGAAGAUGAUCUGCAACCCAUCAAGAUACCUCAACUGGAUCCAUCAUUAUUUAAGCCGCUUCCAGACUAACGCAACAUCACACAGUCUUACUGUGGUAUAAUGUAUCGAAUUUUUAAUAACUAGGCAGUGCCAUAGUCUUUUAGAAAAGUAUUUAAUUUGGAAGAAUUUAGAUAUUUUUUAGAAUUUACGGGAUUUCGCAAUUAUUGUUAGUCUCGAAAAUAUUUUUAUUCAAGCGUUUAUGUAUAUACAUAAAAUUGUUAGAAAAUUUUAUUGCCAAACAGU